Molecule: messenger RNA, 780 nt
Organism: Gongylonema pulchrum
Lineage: Eukaryota; Metazoa; Nematoda; Chromadorea; Rhabditida; Gongylonematidae
Source: the annotation of a GenBank genome assembly
AUGCUCGAUAUCAAAGCAGCGUCGAAAUCGCAUUUGACGAUUCCCAUUGAGCGACUGCACUUUCAUCGUUGGUUACAAUUUGCAUGUACCGAUGGUAUAGCUGAGCAUCCCGUCUUCCCACUUAUCCUUCAAAAUUUGGCAAUUCAUCUGUAUUCCAGAAAAACAUAUCUUGCAGCUAAAGUAUGCUACGGCGAGAAAUAUCUGAGAAAUCCAGUUAGUCAGCCGCUAUUCGAACAAUUGCGCACACGGAUUCUCCCACAAACUGAACAUCGCAGUGCAAAAAAUGUUGCUCUUUUUUAUAAGGCAUUUGCGCAAUGGUUAUCGAAUCCGAGUAUCUGCAGUAGCUCAUUUCGUUCGUACGACGAUUAUUUGCUCGAUCAUUUGCUGCAGUUCAUUGUCGCCAAUGACUUCCAUAUAUGGAUCGAGUAUGUCGAUCUAGAGCAGCUUCGAGCGCAGCUAGUGACUGGACAGAAGGUGUAUAUUUCUGCUUGUCAUCUUGGCUCAAUUACGCCUCCAGCAAGUGCAGCUUCAACUGAAAAUCUCACGCAGCUGAUAAGUAAAUUCAGUAAGCAAAAUAAGGCCCAGCCUUCUCCACUGACGCCUUUACAUCCAAAUUUACCGCGUGAAAUUGCUCUGGACCUCUCCGAUGCCUGCGACAGUCGCCGUUGCCUUAGCCUAUUUGCUUCGCAAUUAAAGGAAAUCAACGAAGGUGCAAGGUUUGUCUGUUGUUUCCUUAUUGAUAUGAUAUUUCAGCUGCGUGUCGUAUCAGUGCUUCUUUGA